AUGCCUCGCAGCACCAUGCCAGUGUUUUCGUCCAUUGAGUUAGCUGCUACAGUGAAAUCCCAAUCGAAUAAAGAAAACACCAAACCAACACAGGAGCCAGCGCAACAAACGUUGGUUAAAGAAAACGUUCAAAAGAAUAAUGGAAAGUUCGUGGCAACCUAUACUAGGACACGCCCAGAAAGAAAAAAAGAAAACAAUAAAAUCGACAAUAACAAGGAACGAGUUGAUGUUUCACCACAGUCUAGAACUACCGACGAUACAAUCACAGAUAGUAAUGUGUCGAAAGGGAGUCCGUACCGGUGGCAUGCACCUGCACGAAAAUACGAAACUACGCGUCAAAAUCCACCGGUGAAACCAAAGGCAGUGACUAUAAACUCAGACUCUGCGUCCUCACGGACAACCGGAAGUAGUAACAAGCCACCAGUGUUUAAACUUAAAUUACAUAAAAAACCAAUGUAUUCUAGAGACAAAAAGGCAAAGGAAAAGGAAGUAGUUAUAACACCUAGAACCCAUAAAUCAUCACAAGACUCUUCGAGGCCAAAAUCGUAUCAUUUAGAGAGAGAUAAAUCUAUUUAUAGAACUAAUACUUAUCUAUGGGAGGAAGAAAAGGCUGAACUAACAUAUCAGCCCUCGACAAAUACACAGACUGAUGUAAUGAUGGCUUAUACUGGUGAACCAAACACAAGAGAGGCAUUGAAAAGUGCUAGUGGUAAAAAAAGGCCGAAGGAAUUCAAAAAAGCAUUUACAGUGUUCGCUACGAGGUCAAAACAGCCGCCAUGGCAUGAAAAUGAAUACGUUCUCAACAGGCGGGAGGCGCAAAUCUAUCAAGGUAUUAAACAGGUAUACGAUAAACCUACUGCGAAGAAAGCAAGACAACGAGAAUUUAUGAAGAAACUGGAACAGUUCCAAGUCGAAAUGGCCAAACAUCAGAUGAAUGAGUUACAACAAAAGGAAACAAAAAAAUAUAUGGACAAGAUGAGACAAGCGAAUCAACUGAAGGAGUUGCGACAACGAUUCGAAGACGAGGCUUGGCAUCGUUUCCAUACACAAUAUGUUACGUCACGAGUCCUUGAGCACGAAAAAAUGAAUAGAUUCCAGUAUGGUCUUCCAGAAGAACCUGACGGUGAACCAGAAUAUGCAGUGAAACUCAAGCGGAAGAAAAAGAACCCAAAGGUUAUCAUCGACGGGAAACAAUUAAGCAAAAUAAAUAAAAAGAGAUUUUCAGACAUGUUUGAUGUUAAUACUGGACCACAGUGGAGCACAAACAGCAAAGAUCCCAGGAUGGAGGGGAUCGACACAGUCGUUUUAGAUGUUAAAGAUGAUGAAGGGGGCGUGAUAAUCGCGCCAAAAGAAGAAGGAAACAUAAAAGAGAAGAAAAAGUUCGUAAAGGACGUGAUACAGGAGGCACAGAAGGAGUUAAAGAUAGUGCAUGGCAAUGGUAACAAUACAGGGCUGACCCCAAGGAGCCCUGUUGUAGAAGAUGCUCCAACUGUAAAAACAGACCAAAGACAAAAAACUCCGGACUUUUACGCAGAAGAAAGUGAAAGCGAUGAUGAUGACGACAUGUCAGAUAUAUUUGAGAGAGCGAGGAAGAAAUAUAACUUGGAAGUGGACGAGGAAGCUGAUUCCGUUAGUCGUGCGCGGUGA
Messenger RNA from Ylistrum balloti, 1647 nucleotides. RefSeq lists its product as uncharacterized. The coding region runs from base 1 to 1647 and encodes 548 amino acids. NCBI's taxonomy places the organism in Eukaryota, Metazoa, Mollusca, Bivalvia, Pectinida, Pectinidae. The record is from RefSeq and is a predicted model, not a curated record. The transcript has 7 exons.